Plodia interpunctella (Indianmeal moth) is the source of this 3453-nucleotide messenger RNA. RefSeq lists its product as uncharacterized. The record is from RefSeq and is a predicted model, not a curated record. Bases 61 to 3369 code for a protein of 1102 amino acids. NCBI's taxonomy places the organism in Eukaryota, Metazoa, Arthropoda, Insecta, Lepidoptera, Pyralidae. The transcript is spliced from 6 exons. Gene Ontology annotation, molecular function: serine hydrolase activity.
AGUAAUAUCUUGUCAACCUUGAAGUAUUGCCGCGUGAAGUAUAGAAUUUUUACUUAAAAAAUGGUGCAAGUCAAGAUAAAUGACGGUGUUUUGGAGGGAGAACACUUGGUGAAUGAGUUUGGGGGCAAAUUCUUUAGCUUUAAAGGGAUUCCUUACGCCGCGCCACCACUUGGCGAGCUCCGAUUUAAAGCCCCUCAACCGGUGACACCGUGGAAUGGAAUCCGCAAAGCCACAGAAUUUGGUUCUAUAUGUUACCAAAUAUUUGACAUAUUCACGGGACAAUUCACGCCUAAUGGCAGCGAAGACUGUCUGUAUUUAAAUGUUUACACUCCAGACCUGAAACCCAAAAAGCCUUUACCAGUAAUGGUAUAUAUCCAUGGCGGAGCAUUCAUGUGCGGCAGUGGAAAUGAUGACAUAUACGGACCCGAAUUCCUGGUCAAACAUGACGUCAUCCUUGUUACAUUCAACUACAGGCUUGAGGCUUUCGGGUUCCUGUGUCUGGAUACAGAAGACAUACCCGGCAAUGCUGGUAUGAAAGACCAAGUAGCAGCAUUAAGAUGGGUCAACAAAAACAUUGCCAAUUUCGGCGGAGAUCCAAACAACGUCACUAUUUUUGGAGAAAGUGCUGGAGGUGCAAGCGUCUCAUUCCAUUUAGUUUCUCCUAUGUCUAAAGGACUAUUCCGAAGAGCUAUAGCCCAAAGUGGAGCAGCUUUUAGCCCCUGGGCCAUGUCCUUUCAGCCACGUGACAGAGGUCUGGCUUUAGCGAAAAAGCUAGAUUUUCAUUCCGAAGAUGAUAAAGAACUUUACAACUUCUUCAAAAAUGUGCCCACGCAGGCAUUGUGUGGACAUCAAUUACCCUUAACUUUAGAUGAACAGCCCGGUAUUAGCAUGAGUGUUGUGAGUGAAAAGAAAUUUGGAAACAAUGAGAGAUUUUUCUACGGUGAUAUUUAUGAGGUUGCACGUAACGGAAUACAUGAAGACGUGGAAGUUAUGACAGGUUACGUAGCCCACGAAGGUUUCAUAUUGAUGUUAAACCCUAUCCAAAGAUCUAUAUCGGGAUUUUUUGACCUAAUCAAUAAUUAUGUCGAUUAUCUUGCUCCAAAAGAAAUCAGACUGAACUGCAAAUUAGCUGAUGUAAUAGAGGCAUCAAAGAGUCUGAAGAAAUUUUACACGGAUAAUAAAGUACUGACUGAAGAAAACUGGGAUGUUCUUGAAAAAAUAUUAGGAUUUAAUGCGUUCAAAUAUGGUAUAAUCCAAUCUGCGAAGUUUGCCGCAAAUCAGAAUAGGAAAGUAUAUCUGUACAAGUUUACAUGUACCUCGGAGAGAAAUGUAUUUGCGCAUAAGCUUGGCCUGGGAAAGUAUAUUGGUGAUAAGGCUGUGACCAGUCACGUAGAUGACCUAGCCUAUCUCUUUCCCGAAAAAGCAAUAAAUCAUCAACCUAUCAACGAUAGCACAAAGAAACUGAUUGAUAAUGUAACAACACUUUGGACCAACUUUGCAAAAUUUGGUAACCCCACCCCUGACGGCUCUCUGGGCAUCACAUGGGAGCCAUAUUCUCUAGGAAAACAAAAAUGCCUCAAUAUUGGCAACACAUUAUCGCUCGAAGAAGAACCAGAUAAGGAAGAAGUUGUUUUCUGGGAAAACCUCCAUAAGAAAUACGUUCCACAACAAGUUCUAUUUUUGUUAUUCGCUCAGUUUAAUCUGGUCAACCUUGGAGGAUUGCCGUGUGUUGAGAUUAAUUUUAAAAUGGUCCAAGUGAAGAUAAACGAUGGUGUUUUGGAAGGAGUGUAUGUAGAUAGUGAAUAUGGAGGGAAAUACUAUAGUUUUAAAGGCAUCCCUUAUGCCGCUCCACCAAUUGGAGAACUUAGAUAUAAGGCACCGCAGCCAGUCACUCCUUGGGAUGGAGUCCGCAAGGCCACGGAGCAUGGCCCCAUCUGCUACCAGGCAUUUGACAUGAUAACUUUUACAAUAAACCCUGCAGGCAGCGAAGACUGUCUCUAUAUCAAUGUGUAUACUCCAGAAAUAAAACCAUCCAAACCUUUACCAGUCAUGUUCUUCAUACACGGCGGAGGAUUUAUAGCCGGCAGUGGCAACGAUGAUCUGUAUGGGCCAGACUUUCUGAUAAAACAAGAAGUUAUCCUUGUCACGUUCAACUACAGACUUGAAGCACUCGGCUUCCUGUGCCUUGACACAGAGGAAAUCCCUGGCAAUGCUGGAAUGAAAGACCAAGUUGCUGCCUUGAGAUGGGUCCAAAAAAAUAUCACGCAUUUUGGCGGAGAUCCAAAUAAUGUCACAAUUUUCGGAGAGAGUGCCGGAGGUGCUAGUGUAUCUUUUCAUUUGAUUUCUCCUAUGUCCAAAGGAUUGUUCCAAAGAGCUAUUGUUCAAAGUGGAGCCGUAACUAAUCCGUGGGCAAUCCUCUUUCAGCCACGUGAAGUUGCCCAAGCUGUAGCAAGGCAAUUAGGUCACCACUCUGAAGACGACGUCGAAUUGAACAAAUUUUUCAAAACAGUGCCAGUAGCUUCGUUAAGUCCUUUGAAAGUGCAAAUAACAACAGGCGAAAGUCAAAAACCUCCUUUAUUAACCUUUGGCAUUGUAAAUGAAAAGAAAUUCGGAGACAAUGAAAGGUUUUUCUACGGCGAUGUACAUGAUGUGGUGCGCAAUGGAAUCCAUGAAGGUGUUGAAGUAAUUGUCGGUUACACAGAUGACGAGGGUCUGGUGACAUUAGCACACUUUGGUCCAUUAUCUGAAGUGUGCAAUAAAAUUAACAACUUCGUUGAUUAUUUAGCUCCCAAAGCCAUUCUGACCAACUGUAAGCUAACAGAUCAGAUCGAAGCUUCGAGAAGUGUGAAAAGAUUCUAUUUCGGCAACGGAGUUGUUACUGAAGAAAAAUGGGAGUCCUUCAAGAAAUUUUUGGACUUUGAAAUGUUCAACUAUGGGUUGCUUCAAUUGGCAAAGUUUUCUGCGCAUCAGAAGACCAAAACUUACUUCUACAAGUUUGGUUACAAGUCUGAGAGGAAUAAAUUCGCUCGUGUGCUUGGAUUGGGAGAUCUUCUCCAAGGCAGGGCCGUGACUUGUCAUGCUGAUGAACUGGCAUAUCUUUUCACCGAGCAACUGUUUAAUCAUGAGCCGCUAACAGAUUCUACAAGGAGACUCAUAGAUAACAUUUGCAAGCUUUGGACGAACUUUGCAAAAUUCGGAAACCCAACCCCUGAUGAGACCCUGGGUGUGAAGUGGGUCCCGUUUACUUUGGAAAAGCAAGAAUACCUGUACAUUGGCAACGCACUCUCGUUGGAAGAACACCCGGAUAAAAAGGAUUUCAAGUUUUGGGAAACCCUCCACAGAAAAUAUGUACCAAAUCAAGUUUUAUAAGCAAAAAAAGCAGAUUUUUUAAAAUCAUCAAUUGUUAUUUAUAAGAUUUUCUUUAUACUUCUAUUAAUAAACAAAUAAAAUAUA